AUUCCGGCCUCGUAAUGCACGCGUGCUCUCAUGUGCUCUUAUGUAGGAAAAGCUUGUUUCAUCGGCUGCAGCAUUAUCAGAUGGCUAUUUUGCAUGCCACAUUCACUUUUUUUUCUUGCUAUUAGAAUCUUGUCAUUCCCCCCCAAAAAAUACACCUUCCCUUCCCCCCCUUCUCUGAAUUAUUAUUCCCUUAUACUCUCCUCAUAUCAUCCUCUGUUCUCCCUUACCUCAAUAUCUCUCCUUAUUUGGGAGACCGCCCACGCCCAGUCUGUAAGUCCUGCAAACGUUUAUGAUAUAUCUUUGUGAUGAUUUUUUUUUCCCCCCAAUACGUAUUUAACCUGACAGAUUUCGGCGCCCAAGCACAUAUAUUUGACACGGUUUUCGCAGGAGUUGUGGGCAUUUCCAGGGGUAGUUGAAUAGCCCUAGUGGUAGUUUGACCCUUCUUCUGUAUCAUGAACCUAAAAAACACUCAUGAGAACCCAGGUGAUCCUCUUUUUGACCUUUGGAAAAUGUGAGGCGGAAGAGUCUGAAAAUCCUAGUCGCCGUGGCAGCCUCGCAGCGCGCACCACAACACAACAACACUCGUCCUUGGCGCAGCGUGAGGGGUGCCUGCCUUCCUCCCUGCUGAUCAUUUAAAGACAUAGCUGGCCUGCUCCUCAGAACCACAGCAUCCUCUCAUCUGGGCUCCAUGGCUUGCUUUGAGGAAGUUCACCAUUGACUGACCACAGCAAGCCUCGCCUCAAUUUCGUCAAGUAGUCACUCCUGUACCUACACACAGCCCAGGAAAUGCAAAAGGCAAGCAAAACCUCUGACAGUCACCCAGAAUACAGUAUGAGUGCCGUAAGAGCCAUGACACCGUACCAGUACCCUACUACAACAUACAUCCAAAACCCAGGCCCUGCCACGUAUCCAAGCCAUCCACAGACUUAUAGCAUGCCAGGAUCGCCAGCAUGGUCUCACCAACCUUGGAGAGAAAAUGUUAUGCCUUCCAUGUUCACAACUUAUCAGGGUGCUCCAUUUUCCUAUCCCUAUCCUCAGUACAUUCCAACCCCCCACCAUAUGACCCACCCUCAAAUGCCUCAGUAUAUUCCUUAUAAUAUGACCCAUCCUCAAUCCAUGCCACAAGCACCUCAGUACUCUUCAUUCUCUCAUCCCAUGACCCACCAUCCUCCACCCAUGCCACAAACACCUCAGUACUCUUCAUUCUCUCAUCCCAUGACCCACCUUAAUACUUUGCCUCCAGCACCUCGGUACGCUUCACCCUAUCAAUACCCUAUGACCCACCCUCAAACUGUAACACAAAGGCCUCAGUAUAUGGUGCCCUCUCCUUACUGUAUGACCCUCCCUCAAACUAAGCCAAACAGCAAAGUUUACUCUCCGGAAAAAAACGACAAAAAGUAUUGGACAAAGGGCAAAUGUCUCACAAUUGAUUGCAAGACAUCACAGUACAGUGAAAAUAGCAACAGUGAACCAAGUGAAUCAUCUAGUUCAGAAGAUGAAAAUUCUGAAGGAGAUAAUAACGACAAAUCAGAACUGAAUAAUGAGAGCAGCAAUGAAAAUGUAAGUGAUGAUGCAAGUGAAUCAAAUAGUUUAAAAGAUGUAAAAAAUGAGGAGAAAAUUAGAGAAAUAAUACAAGAAACAACAGAUACAAAAGAAUCAAGUAAACGGGAAGGAGAAAAUUACCCAUUGAAAUCAAAGUGCACUAAGAACAAAACUUCAAAAAAGAAAAAAAAGAAACAGAAGAAUAAAAGUGUUGUAAAGGAUGAAGGUUUUUGCAUAUCUAAGGAAACAUCACCAGUCACCAAUGCAUCUCAAAGCACGGAGAAUAAGAAAGAGAUCCAGAAAUUGAAGGAUGGGAAGAAUUUUCUGGCACAAUAUGGAGCAGUCAUCACAGAAGUUCACUGCACCAUGGGCAAGCUGCGGACAAAGAGUGGUACAGAAUACUACUUUCCUCCUGCCUUGUGCUUUUUAUAUGGAGUCAGCCUGGCUCGCGUAGAACUGUGGCACGUCUUAAUUGAAGGGCAGCAAGUGAAAGUCACACUUGAUCUCACCAACCCUGAGAAUCCAAAAGUUACUCGGGUCACAGUGGAGGAGGAGAACCCUGACCACGACACCACCACUACAGUCCUGGACCUGGAGAAGUGGUGCUCUGCCAACAGCGUCCCAGAGAAAGCCACACUGACUCUGAUUGAGCGGGUGAAGGGUUUGCACGACUCCUGAAUACCCUUCGUUGCUGGUUGUGGUGCAGACAGCCAUGUGUAUUGCUGCUGAUCUGGUUGGUGGUGUUAUUUUUAGUCUUUUCUACUCUUGGUAUUGUAUCACUGCUCUUUCUGAUAUUUGUUGAUCUGGUCAGUGGUGUUAGUUUUUUGUCUUUUAUGCUACUGGUGUUGUAUCACUGUAGUGUUAUAAUAUCUGUGGAUCUGAUUGGUGGUAUUAGUUUUUUUAGUCUUUUAUACUAUUGGUAUUGUAUCAAAGUGGUGUUUUAAUACUCUUUAUCUUUUUUGCACAUAUAGGAGUUAAGCUUUGACUUGUGCAUGUGUAGAUGUAGAGGCAAAAUAUCCCUCUGUGGUUAUUCAUGAAGAUGUGAACAGUUGAAACAAUGGAGAAAUUAAUGACUUCCAUUAACUUGAAAUUUCCAGUUGCAGCAUUAAUUUUUAAUGUCAUACAAAAUUCACCAAUAAAAUAAAUUACCAUUGUUUCACAGAGCAUUCCAUUACCAUUAAUUAAUAUUAUUAUUAUUAUUAUUAUUAUUAUUAUUAUUAUUAUUAUUAUUAUUAUUAUUUUUACUAUUAUGAUUAGUAGGUAUUUGUAUUACUUGUAAUAAUAAUAGUAGUAGUGUUGUAGAAAUCCUCUUCAUGUGCUUGAGGACUCAUUAUUUUUGUAAACUCACUUGCAAUUGUUAUUAAUACUUAGUAAUGUGGGAAUAGCAGAGUUAAUUUACAAACAGAAAUCACUGUAAAUUAAAAUUUAUUAAGUAUUAAU
Eriocheir sinensis (Chinese mitten crab) is the source of this 2982-nucleotide messenger RNA. RefSeq names its product cyclic AMP-responsive element-binding protein 5-like. Bases 787 to 2220 code for a protein of 477 amino acids. The transcript is spliced from 6 exons. The record is from RefSeq and is a predicted model, not a curated record. NCBI's taxonomy places the organism in Eukaryota, Metazoa, Arthropoda, Malacostraca, Decapoda, Varunidae.